UCAGGUCGAAACACAUGGUCGUUGCGCCUGGUGAUCCGCGACCGUCAUCCAGGGGCGAAAAAGGGGGCUCUCCGUCCUCGCCUGGUGUUCUCUUCAGUCCAGCAGGUUGCGGCCUUCCUGGUGGUGACAUGCAACUUGGGAGAACGGCAAACAUCCCUGGUCCCGCAGUCGAAUCAAAUAGCACAUCUGGAAAUGAAGGUCAAUCAAAUUCGUCCCCACAGCAAUCUGCCAUCUCAGGGCCACAAGAGGAUGUCAUCACUCAUGUUCCUUUAGAUGAAAAUGACCAUAAAUAUGUAGGAUUAAUCAAUCAGGCAAUGACUUGUUAUCUGAAUAGCUUAGUACAGUCCUUGUACAUGACUCCAGAGUUCAGAAACGCCAUUUAUAAAUGGGAAUAUCGUAUCAGCGGAAAGCCCUCUACAAGUGCGGGUGAGAGGGAAGCGAGAAGUAUACCAUAUCAGAUACAGAAGCUUUUUCUCCUGCUACAAACAAGCGAUCUUGCCUCACUGGAAACGAAAGAUUUGACUGCAAGUUUUGGAUGGUCUAGCAGUGAAGCUUAUGACCAACAUGAUGUGCAGGAGUUGUGUCGACUGAUGUUUGACGCUUUGGAGCUCAAAUGGAAAGGCACGCAGAAUGAGAAGCUUAUACAGAGCUUGUACAGAGGAAAAAUGCAAGAUUUUGUCAAAUGUUUAAAGUGCGGUCGGGAAAAUGUGCGCCAAGAUGUUUUUCUCGAUCUUCCCCUUGCGGUAAAGCCAUUUGGUGCAAUCGAAGCAUUUCACAGCGUUGAAGAAGCUCUCCAAGCUUUCAUAACCCCGGAGCUCCUUGAAGGAAGUAACCAGUACUUCUGCGAAAGCUGUGGAUCGAAACAGGAUGCACAUAAGGGUCUGCGCAUCACGGAAUUUCCAUACCUACUCACAAUUCAGCUUAAACGCUUCGAUUUUGAUUACAAUACUAUGCAUAGGAUUAAGCUAAAUGACAGGAUGACUUUUCCUGAUGUAUUAGAUCUGAAUUCAUUCGUAUUCCCGUCUUCUUCGACCAGCUUGAACACUAAUGAAAAAUUACCGGAAACAGCGAGUAAUCAAGAAACGUAUACUGUUGGUCAACGGGUGGAUCGUGACUAUGUCAACAAACUUCUCAAACACGGAGAGUAUGUGUAUGAGCUGUUCUCCGUCAUGGUGCAUCAAGGAAGUGCUGCAGGCGGUCAUUACUUUGCUCAUAUCAAGAACAUGGAUCAAGGGCAGUGGUACUGUUUCAAUGACACACGCGUCGAACCCGUCGGCCCUGAAGAAAUUUCGAAAAGUUUUGGUGGUUCAUAUGGCGGGUGGUCAACAAGUAAUACAAACGCAUAUAUGCUCAUGUACAGGAAGAUUAGUAAAUUGAAUGCAAGUUUUAUUCGUACAUCAAAUUUGCCUCUUCACAUUACUCAGUUGAAAAGUCAGUGGAAAGAACAAGAAGCUGAACGAGAGAGGCAGCGAAUCUAUCUACUGAAUCUUGUAAAUAUCAAAGUUCAUUUAAAUAUGGUGUGUGACAAUGAUUCUAUGCUUAGCGAACAGUUUGUGAUAGAUAUGCCUCGUUCAAACACACUAUGUGAUGUGUACAACCAGGCGUUGAAAUUUUUCGAGGAGAAAGCCCAGGCUCUUGCUACAUCAGAGAAAGGUAGCCCUUCCAUUGUUCGCCAUCAUAGUCGUCUCAUUCGCGUCACGAGCGAGCGUGGACUAACCGUUCACGAGGCAUAUGUGUCCAGAGCAGAUUUGUCUAAGAAGAUAGAGACAUGCCUCGUGCAUGGAAGGCCAAACACGCUGAUGUUCUUACUCGACGUUUGGCGCCCUGGAGGAAUUCCCUUUGCUGUCACUCCCGCCAAUGGACGCACCGUACGCAUAGCCCGAGUGGACAUCGGAGCACGCUGCAUAAACCCAUCUUUCUAUCUGUAUAUUAGUCCAGACCUUCGCACGGUUAUACAAGUGAAACAGCUUAUCGGUUCCAUGUUUGGCGGUGGACAACGUGCCGCUGUUUCAUCUCGAAUGGUGCUAGAAAGAGACACACAGCCGAAUGGCUUGGUUCUGCUUGACUCUCCCGGGACAAACUUCUUCGAAUUGCUUCAGCAGUGUUUCUCCGCUGUGCCUCUGGUAUACUGUGACAAUGGAGCUAAAGGCGAUUCGAAUGAAGUUGAAGAGGAUAGAAGAAGGCCGUUGAACGAGACUAUUAUGUUUGCUGUACUUGACAGAAAGAAAUUUACGCAAUAUAUGACUGUAGAACUUCCUCCACCAGAUGAAGUCGCUCGUGCGCAAGCGACCACACAUGCAUACUCGUCUGGUAGUUUGUGGUCGGAUGCCAUAACCAGUAACAAGCAGAAGUUGAAGAGCUCUGCUUCGUCAGCCAUUGAAUCUGCUCCUAUCACACCUUCAGACGGAGGAAGUAGGUCAUCUUCGCGAGCAAGUGACUUUAUCGGUAACGACGUUAUGGGUGAUAUCGGCAGCUGUUGUCAAAACACACCUCAGAUGUCACCAAACGUGUCGGAUGUUGAUGAGGGAAUCGAUGAUUCCGACUUAGCUGACUCUUUGGCGACAGUCGCUGAGAAUGACAACGAAGACGUGUUCCAGUCUCAUUCUGGAACACGCUCGCUUGCCGAUUCAUCUGAUACCACUCCAGUCCCAUCUACAAUCACAUCUCAUAGUGAUGAGUUGGUUCAAAAAGUUGUUCAACUGCCAACUUCCGUCGGAAAUCUUCUCUACCUGGACGUUGAUUCGCGUUUGACAUUCGGAAAGUUCAAGGCUUGGCUUGGAAGAAAACUUGGCAUGGAUACCACACAGUUUGUCGUUAUCAAACACUACCGGGAAGAUGACAAAGGGUAUGAGUGCAAUAGCAAGGACGACGAAAGUGUACGAAGCGCAUUGGAUAAUGUUUUCAAGUUGGGAGUGAAGUUGAGGCCACCUUUGCGAGACGACGAAAAGCUUAUUCGCGUGCUACAGUUCGACCUGAAUGAACCCAAUCGAGAAAAUUGGAGAGUACUGUUCGAAUGUCCAGCUUCAAAGCAGACAUCUGUAGGAGACCUAAUGUUGCAAUGCAUACACCUGUACGCAGAAAUUUAUGGCCAGAAGCUGAAUAUGAACCAGAUUCGUCUUCGAGAAAUGUCUACAGUCAGCCGGACAGUGAAGGCCGUACUCAAUCCUGCAGACACUCUCGACUGCAGAGGUUCUCAAUGGUCGAAUAAUGUGUAUUUCCAAAUCAUAACAGAUGAACGUUUGAUUGGUAAACCCGGUGUGCCUAUCUUGGUGCGGAGAUUCCGACCUUCGACUGUGGAAGUAUCGGCCAUACACGAAGCGCUAGUUGAUCCCAAAGCUCCGAAUCAAAUGGAAUCUCUGGCUCAAAGCGUUUCGGCUUUAUCGGGAGUGCCUGCCGAUAGGCUUGUUUUCACAGAGAUCGGUAGCUCGUGGGACAAAUGGCCUUAUACGCUGAGUCGUCUAGCUAUGUUGGAGGGUUCGGUAAAAUUCUCAUCUCAGCCUUCUUACGCACCAAAUGAUGUUAUUGAGCGCAUUGGAGGAAGAGUGAUAUACUACAAAGAUAGCGCGGAGUCACCAAAAGAGCUUUCUGUUGAAGACAGAAAGCAGAUCCAGAUCAAGGAGAAUGGUCAAACUAUGACAGCUGCUGCUCGUAGGAAAGAACGGCCGCUUCGGAUACAGAUGAGUAGUAUUAGCGAACCAUGAUCUAAUGCAAAUAUCUAACAAUGUUACCCUUCUGUUACUUUGCCUUUAUCGCACAGGUUGUCCAUUUGAUUUGUCUUAACCAUGUAAAAAAGGUUGGCGGGCGGUGUUGAUCUCAUACAAAAAUUAGUAAGAAACAGAUUUUCACACCCGUUGAUCUUGCUUGUGGGACCGGUUUGUAGCUGCUUGGUAUCGUAGACUUAAAAAAUUUGUGGAGAAUUUUUCUUUGUUUAUCAGUAGUGAUAUCAGUAUGUAUUCGAAUGUCUAUUCUGUGCAAAGUUAUAUUGCUCUUCGAAUUCGAGUGUGAUUCUGCAUGCAAAAGAGAGGUAUCGUCUUUGAUAGGUCGUCCUGUUUCUUUCAUUGUAAGUUGAUGCACGUGUGUCUUUGAAUUUGUUUUGAAUUUUUGCCAGCAAUCGUUGAUGAAUUAGCAUGAGGUAGCUCAGCACUUACAACACUCAUGGUUCAUAACUCGCUUCUGAACAUUUAUCGACACAAUAAAGAUUUCUACUCUUGAU
This is a messenger RNA of Cylicocyclus nassatus, 4213 nucleotides long. The record is from the annotation of a GenBank genome assembly. NCBI's taxonomy places the organism in Eukaryota, Metazoa, Nematoda, Chromadorea, Rhabditida, Strongylidae.